AUGCGGCGCAAGGCCUGCCCGGCGCCCCCCCGCCCGAAGAGGAGGAGGCGGCGGGGGUCGCGGGGGUCGCGGGAGGCGGGGGGCUCGCCGCGCUUCGUGGUGCAGGAGACGGAGGAAGCGGCGCUGCUGCUGGUGCCCGAGGAGGGCCCGGCGGGGCCGCGGGGGGCGCGCAGGAGGCGGGGCGGCGGGGCCGAGCCGGGGGGCGCGGGGUCCCCGGGGGGCGCCUGGGGGUCCCGCCUCCCGGCCGAGCUGCUGGUGCGCGUCUUCGGGCUGGCGGCGGCCUCCGAGGGGGGCGCGGUGCCCUUCCUGUGCCGGGCGGCCCGCGUGUGCCGGCUGUGGUGCCGAGCGGCGGCGGCGCCGGUGCUGUGGCAGCGGGUGGCGGUGGGGCACUGCUGGGCGGCCCCGGGGCAGAAGUGGGUCCCUGCGCAGCAGCAGAAGGCCCUGGGCACCCUGGAGUGGCUGGCGGCCCACAGGUUCUCCCUCCUGCGCGACUUCACGCUCAGCCACUGGAAGAGCCUCGUCCCGCCAGUGCUGCAGGCUCUGGCCGCUUCCAGCCCGCACCUGGCCACCCUGCGCCUGGCCCACUGCAGCGGGGUGACCACCGAGCCCCUUUGCCAGCUGGCCACGUCCUGCCCACGACUGGUGAGCCUGAACCUGCAGGGAUGCCAGGUGGACCCCUGGGCGGUCACCGGCUUCCUGGAAAGGGCAGGUGCCCGGAUGGAGCAGCUCUCGCUGACCUACAGCAGCCGCCUGAGCGCCAUUUUUGCUCUCCUGGUGGGUGGCUGCUGCCCGGACCUGCGGCUGCUGGAGGUGAAUGCGGAGAUCAAGCAAUGCACCCAGCACUUCCAGCUGCCCAUUGAACAGCUGCAGGCCGCCUGUCCACAGCUGCAGGUGCUGCGGCUGCUCAACGUCACCUACUACCCGAAGCAACUCCCGGCCUCGUCCCCACCAUCCCCGGGCUUCCCACAGCUGGAGGAGCUGUGCCUGGCCACCACGGCCUUCUCCUUCGUGGACAACCACAUGCUGUGGCGCAUUCUCAGCGCCUCCAGCCGCCUCCGUGUCCUGGACCUGCGUGGCUGCGUCCGUGUGACGCCCAAAGGGCUGGAGCGGCUGACCUGCCCAGACCUGGAGCAGCUCUACCUGGGCCUGCAUUACAGCGACCGCAGCCUCUCCCGGCCUCUGGAAGGCAGCCCCCUCCUCACCUGGAAGUGGCGGCACAGCCUGCGGGAGCUGGACCUGACCAGCCAGGGCUUCAGCGAGGAAGACCUGGAGGAGGCCAUGGCCGCCUUCACUCGGGGAGGGGCUCCGCUGCUGCGCUCCCUCAGCCUCACGGGGACCAAGAUCGCCCUCCGGACCGUCAGGACCCUGAUCGCCAGCUGCCCCUCCCUCAGCUACCUCAACCUCUCCUCCUGCCGCCAGCUGCCCCGGGGCACCAAGAAGGCCUAUCGCGGCCCGGGUGAAAUCCGCCAGUGUUUGCGGCAGCUCUUGACCGCCUUGGAAGACCCGGAGACCCCAGAGGGGGGGGCAACUUAAGGCCUGCGACCCCUGAACUCUGGGGCAGCACAAGCCCUCCUUCCCAGAGCUGCCGAGUUGGGUCCCCUCCCCGUUUUGCAGGAUGGACGGCUGGCCCUCCACUCCUAAUUCGAAGGGGCAGCCCUCCCUCCGUCCCCCCCCCCCUCAGCCUCAGGAAGUCCAGCAUGGAAGCACCUUCACGGUUGACUCUGGCUUUUGUACGUAUUUCUCUUUUCUAAGGUUUGUAGACUCAGGUCCUGUCCGAAUAAAAGGAUGCUUGUCUUUUUGUCAUUGG
Molecule: messenger RNA, 1807 nt
Organism: Notechis scutatus (mainland tiger snake)
Lineage: Eukaryota; Metazoa; Chordata; Lepidosauria; Squamata; Elapidae
Gene: FBXL6
Product: F-box and leucine rich repeat protein 6
Biological process (GO): SCF-dependent proteasomal ubiquitin-dependent protein catabolic process
Cellular component (GO): SCF ubiquitin ligase complex
Molecular function (GO): protein binding
Source: RefSeq, a predicted model, not a curated record